Messenger RNA from Linum tenue, 291 nucleotides. Lineage: Eukaryota; Viridiplantae; Streptophyta; Magnoliopsida; Malpighiales; Linaceae. The record is from the annotation of a GenBank genome assembly.
AUGAUCGGCUACUGCAUCGUUCCCAAUCAAUCUCGCUACCUCGUCUACAACUUCGUCCCCAAUGGGUCCCCCAAAUGCUGGAUUUUCCCCCAAAAAAUUGGGGGAAACGGAAACCCUAACCCUAGGUGCUUGAGAUUCGACCUCAGAUGCAGAGUCGCCAUCGACGUCGUGAAGGCGUUGAAUUACCUCCACAGCGACUGUCGAUCCAGGAUCCUCCACCCCGACGUCAAGCCGGAGAAUAUCCUCCUCGACGAGAACCACCGCGCGAUCGUCUCUGAUUUUGGGCUCUAG